Molecule: messenger RNA, 333 nt
Organism: Nezara viridula (southern green stink bug)
Lineage: Eukaryota; Metazoa; Arthropoda; Insecta; Hemiptera; Pentatomidae
Source: the annotation of a GenBank genome assembly
AUGGGCUUGAAUGGAAUUAUAGAAGUGCCUGGCAUCUUGCUUCCUCUACUCUUCCUUUCAUAUUUCGGUAGGAAGAGUUCCGGGAUAGCAUUCUUGAUUAUUUCUGGCAUAGCAAUGUUAUUGAUAAUGGUGGUACCCAAGGGCUGGCCAAUGGUGUGUGUCACAAUGAUUGGAAGACUUGCAGGAGUAGCUGCAAAUGGUGUUGUCAUUUUUCAUACCCUAGAACUAUUUCCAACAGAAAAUCGCAAUACUGCUAUGGGUAGCUGUGUUACUGUGGCACAGCUGGGUCCUCUUCUAGCACAAUAUAUAGUGGACAUAUUGGUAGGUAUAUAA